AUGCCUUCUGGCUACUCCUCCCGCGAUGUCGGCGAUCCUUCUCAGAUCAAGAAGAACAAGCAGUCAAUGGCCGACCUGAAGCUUCGUCGUCUCACAGAAUUGAACAACCGUUUACGAGAAGAUCUGGAACGCGACCGGAUCCCCGUCUCGCAAGCUGCCAAAAGCAUCAUCUCCUACACCAGCAACACGAAAGACUUUAUGGUGCCACACCUUUGGGGUUCUGUCGACAAGAGGGAGGAUCCGUAUGCUCCUCAACAGAGCGGAGGCUGUUGCGUCGUAAUGUAA
Glarea lozoyensis ATCC 20868 is the source of this 285-nucleotide messenger RNA. Its product is annotated as Transducin (heterotrimeric G protein), gamma chain. The transcript is spliced from 2 exons. The coding region runs from base 1 to 285 and encodes 94 amino acids. The record is from RefSeq and is a predicted model, not a curated record. Gene Ontology annotation, molecular function: G-protein beta-subunit binding. NCBI's taxonomy places the organism in Eukaryota, Fungi, Ascomycota, Leotiomycetes, Helotiales, Helotiaceae. Gene Ontology annotation, cellular component: heterotrimeric G-protein complex. Gene Ontology annotation, biological process: G protein-coupled receptor signaling pathway.